UGCGGUUUAAGCCCGUACGUGGCAGUCACAGAGCGGCGCAGCAGUGGCUGUAGCGGCUGUUCUCUGAUACAACAGUUCGCACGUAAAACCCGACUCCUACACUCACGCAGGAUUUACUGAAGCGACGUUACUUUAGAUCAGUCGAAAUCACAGUGACGUUCACCUUAUACAAUUUGCACCAUGUUUACCGUGUCGGAGCUCGUUGUCUUGCUUGCCGUCCUGUCUGCUACUGCGUCCGGUUACUUCGUUAGCAUAGACGCCCAUGCUGAGGAAUGCUUCUACGAGCAAGUGAACUCCGGCACCAAGAUGGGCCUUAUGUUUGAAGUAGCUGAAGGCGGCUUCCUGGAUAUUGAUGUAGAGAUAACAGGGCCUGAUGGCAAGCAGAUUUAUAAAGGGGACAGAGAGUCCAGUGGUAAGUAUUCAGUGGCAGCUCAUAUGGAUGGGACCUAUAAAUUCUGCUUCAGUAACAAGAUGUCAACCAUGACACCCAAGAUUGUCAUGUUCACUAUCGAUAUUGGAGAGGCACCUAAAGGCCAGGACAUGGAGACAGAAGCCCACCAAAACAAACUGGAGGAGAUGAUCAAUGAGCUGGCAGUUGCAAUGACUGCUGUAAAGCAUGAGCAGGAGUACAUGGAAGUCCGCGAGAGGAUACACAGAGCAAUCAAUGACAACACAAACAGCAGAGUUGUGCUUUGGUCAUUUUUCGAGGCUCUGGUCCUGGUAGCGAUGACACUUGGACAGAUUUACUACCUGAAGAGAUUUUUCGAAGUACGCCGAGUGGUGUAGUGUAAUAAAGUGAUCCCUCCAUGUCCUUCACUAUUUUACGAAGACAAUUAUUUACACUCUGGAAAUGAGACUGGCAGUUUAAAUCAAGACUACAUAUAAUUGGAUCCUAGAUAUUUUCCUUGUCCUGUUACCACAUUUAUUUCCAUCUGUAAGUAAUACUUGUAUGUUUGGAAUGAAUGGCCCAAAAGUUUUUAGGUUUUUUUUUUUAGGUUUGUCAGAGUUUUUUGUCAAUUUUUUGUUUAAAAAUACACUUUAAUACCAAUCAGAUGCUAGUAAAGUUUAGGCGGUAUGAUGUAAUUUGUGGCUAAUGGUUUUGCAGUCAAUUUUGGAAAAAAGGCUUACAAAUUUGCAAAGUGGUAUGUGAGUGAUUUGCCACAGGAUAACCCUAAUUUGGAUUCAAAUUUGAAGGUUGGCAGGUGUCUAAAAAUUAACAAACAUGAAACCAGUAUCAGUGUCUGAAAUGCAGCUGGCCAGAGUCUAAACCAGGCUGAAUAAUGUCCUAUUCAUUGUAUUUAUGAUCUAAAAAAAGUUGCACUUGUAAUAAACGUGUUCAAAGAACCUGAAUUUAUAUUUCUGUACACAGCAUUUUGCUCUGUGGGUUCAUGAUGACCUGGGCCACAGGAAGCUUUAGUGGAUGUGAUUUGCAGAUAAUUAACUUACCUUUGUAGUUCGGGGUCAGAGGCUGCAGGCAAGAUUUGGGCCUGAAAUGGCAGAGGAUAGUUGUUUCUUCAAAUAUAACAUCAAUUUGGCAUAAACUAAAAAGAGAGAUGCAGGGUGAAUUUAAAUUUAACUUCUUGAGCUACAAUUUGAAAUGUAGAAAAAUACUGAAACACUUGUUACAUGUUGAUUAAGGCUGGCUGGGUGGGCUGGGGGUUUGAGCCGUUAUUGACUGCCGUGUGCUUUUGUUGCUUUUAUUGGAGUGUGCUAGGGUCCGGGAUUUUAAAUUAUAUGAUUGUAUACAAUUUUGAAUAUUCUUCUGGAGUCUAUGUAGUAACAUGCAACAGUUUCGAUUGCAUUUAUUUGUAUCUUGUGUUUGAUACAUUUUACACCGAGCACACUGGGAUAGAGGAGACUCUGUUGUAUGUUAUUGGAUAUGCUCCAGUUUUGUAUUAGUAAAAACAUACUGCGUGAGCUCAGGCUGGACACGUUUCUUUUGUUACUUCAAUAAAAUCUGAUUAAUGGAUCUGUACAAAUGAAGAAUGUUUGCCUGAAAAAUGCCACAGGUUUCAUAAUAAAGCCAAUAUUCUGUACAACCA
Molecule: messenger RNA, 2042 nt
Organism: Cynoglossus semilaevis (tongue sole)
Lineage: Eukaryota; Metazoa; Chordata; Actinopteri; Pleuronectiformes; Cynoglossidae
Gene: tmed2
Product: transmembrane p24 trafficking protein 2
Exons: 4
Coding region: 181-786 (201 amino acids)
Source: RefSeq, a predicted model, not a curated record